Messenger RNA from Corticium candelabrum, 1648 nucleotides. RefSeq lists its product as uncharacterized. The transcript has a single exon. Bases 1 to 1431 code for a protein of 476 amino acids. The record is from RefSeq and is a predicted model, not a curated record. Gene Ontology annotation, molecular function: oligosaccharide binding; extracellular matrix structural constituent. NCBI's taxonomy places the organism in Eukaryota, Metazoa, Porifera, Homoscleromorpha, Homosclerophorida, Plakinidae.
AUGACCUCGCCGUUCUUCCUUCUCCUCUCUCUACUCUACCUCAUCUACGCCGACGACAUCGACGAGGCAGAAAUCUACUAUCGAGGCGACGAUUUGGUUCUAGACGCCGCAAAGGGAGACGUCGUAAUGCGCCACAACGGUGGAAACGAAACAAGUCUGCUAAACAUGCAACAACAACUUCAAGUCAUGAAAAACGAGAUCUCAUCCGUCCUAGCAGCAAACUGCAAAGACAGAGCAAUGUGGCUUAAUGUGUCUUCAGAUGGUUGCAUGCUGUCCCUGCCUUUUUGUUUCGGUGAUGGACAGGUGUUAGUCUGGAAGAACACAACCCGUACACUCUCCUGCUCUUCCGAUCUUACUCAAAAGAUCGCAAACCUUGAGUCCCAAUUGAAAACGGCUCAUUCUCAGUUGGAAACACUUAGAUCAGACGCAGCAUCCAUGUAUGCUCGCUUGCUGGAGUUUAUUGCUUGCCAGAGAAAGGGCAUGAGCUAUAAUGAGACUCUGGACGUGUGUGUGCCCAUGGUGCCCGAGUGUACACGAGACGGUGAGAUUCUCGUCUGGAAUGCGGGUGAGAACCGCUACCGCUGCUCGGGUUUCCUCAUCGACUCCGUCGAUGCGCUCCAGACUGAACUAAAACGGUUGUCGAAGCUAGCGCCGAAGGUCGACCAGACGGGCAACACGCCCGAAACGGCGGGAACAACGUGCCGAGACGUGCUGCAAAAGCGCGGGAAGCUACCAAGCGGAUCCUAUUGGAUAGAACCAAGCGCGAGCGGUAACGCGAGCAAAGCGUUCCAAGUCUACUGCGACAUGCUGACGGACGGAGGCGGAUGGACGCUUGUGACGAUCGUCAAGGCGGCUAGUGCAUCGUACGAGAAGAAAUACCCAAUAAACGGAAUGAACGAAGACAACAUGUUGGCUGAUCGCACCGACAAGUGGGCUAGUCUCAGCCAAAUCCGACUCAAUCGAGUCCACAACGUAUACAACGACACGAUCAUGAGGGUUUACACGUCGGCCUUCAGCAGUCUGCAUACAGGUGAUCGAUCGUCCAGCCCACGCACGUACUACUUGAAAAAGAUGAAUAACGAAAAACUUAGCUUCAACGCGUUUCGUGCCAUUCGGUACGUGCCGCUGUGGGGUCUAAAGACUGCUGGCGACUACAAACUGAAUUACUUUCGCGACGGGUUGAGUAAUCCGUAUAAUCACAUGAGUCACAAUUUUAUCGACUCGACUAAGCUUAGCCAGAUGCAUCACUGGGAGUCGCACGUCGUGAGAGUAAAUGGGAGACCGUAUACAACCAGUAGGCAUGGAAUAGUGGGAGACGUGUUUAGUAACUGCGAGUGGCUCUACAAUUUCAACUUCCGUUCAGAUACGCACAUUUCGCACUUGAAUUGUAGAUCAGACGCUGUUGUUUACGGGAAAAUAUGGAUCAAGUAAAAUUUAGAAUUUUGUUCUAUGUGCUUGAACUUGAUAGAUUAUUUAGUAUGUCAUGCACAAUUAUUGUUUUCAGGUGCUGCUUGGUAGAUCACUGUUCUAGACUUUAGACUUAGCGAUAUAUAGCUACAUAUAUAGUCUAUAAGCUGCUCAAGAUAGAAUCUGAUCAAUUAGCAAUGUUGUGAUUAAAAUUGAUAUUACAAACACAUUCAUGUGCUUU